AUGGACACCAAGACACAGAGCCUUCCCAACACCCACACCCAGCCCCAUAGCAACUCUCGGCCCCAAAGCCACACCUGCAGCCCGUGCACCUGCAGCUCCCACUGCCACACCUGCAGCCAAACCUGCAGCCGGAGCUGCAGCCGGAGCUGCAGCCGGAGCCGGAGCUGCAGCCGGAGCCCCACUGGCUACCAGAGCCAGAUUUCACACCCCAGCCCGCCACCGAGGCACCAGAAACACACCAUGCACUCCCACCACUGUUCCCCACGGCCCACCACCCAUUCCUGCAGCUACCCCAAAAACAGAAAGAAUUUGGAAGGAAAGGUGAACAAGAGGAAGGUGGUCAAGAGGAGACAGCAGGUGUAUAAAACAAAGAGGCGGAGCUCAGGGCGGAGAUACAACUGA
Mirounga angustirostris (Northern elephant seal) is the source of this 402-nucleotide messenger RNA. It is a transcript of the gene TNP2, whose product is annotated as transition protein 2. Gene Ontology annotation, biological process: acrosome reaction; penetration of zona pellucida; spermatogenesis. Gene Ontology annotation, cellular component: nucleus; nucleosome. Lineage: Eukaryota; Metazoa; Chordata; Mammalia; Carnivora; Phocidae. The transcript is spliced from 2 exons. The coding region runs from base 1 to 402 and encodes 133 amino acids. The record is from RefSeq and is a predicted model, not a curated record. Gene Ontology annotation, molecular function: DNA binding; zinc ion binding.